Molecule: messenger RNA, 678 nt
Organism: Ostertagia ostertagi
Lineage: Eukaryota; Metazoa; Nematoda; Chromadorea; Rhabditida; Trichostrongylidae
Source: the annotation of a GenBank genome assembly
AUGAGGAGUCGGAGAAGUACAUUUGUUACUUUACUCAGGGAAGGUUUUACGUCUGAUCAAAUUCUGAAAAAGAUAAGAAUGGAGUACCGCAACAAGAAGAUAACAGCCCAGGCUCUACUUCACGACUUUGAAAGACAUAAGGUAAAAAUAUACUCGAAAGUAAAAGCACAUUUCGAAUCUGUCAGCUUCAGAAGAAUUGCUACACGCAACAAGAUGGAACCUGGGAGAAAGCAUGCCUUUGAUCUGCAAUUUGUUGAAAUGAGGAUCAACGAGAACUCUGAAGAGGAUGGCAUUCAACGUUACGUGCAUGCCACAAACGAAACAGGAGAUGGAUUUCUGCUCAUCGUCAUAACUCCGGUGCAGAAGUCAUGGUUAACACGAUAUAGUCGACGUGGUAUAUCCAUCGACGACACAUUUAACUUAACGAGGCGAUUGUGCUAUUUCAGGAUGACAGAACAAGAAGUAUUCGAGUUGUUUUCGGUUAUAAAGAAGAUUGUGCCUGAUUUCGAUCCCAUGCUCCUUAUGACUGAUGACACUAAUAGUUUUCACAACGGAUUCAUACGUGCUUUCCCGCAGUCUGCUGCAGUUAAGCUCCUCUGCAAUUUCCACGUAUUACAAGCUAUUAAACGAUGCAAGGCGAAGCUUGUGGAGGUCAGUAGUAAUAAGUAUGUGAUAUAA